Molecule: messenger RNA, 678 nt
Organism: Cylindrotheca closterium
Lineage: Eukaryota; Bacillariophyta; Bacillariophyceae; Bacillariales; Bacillariaceae
Source: the annotation of a GenBank genome assembly
AUGCCACUGACAGGGGACGGCACUUGGGCGAGACUAGAGCCAAUAACGACACAGGAGCAGGAGCCGAUACAAAGGAGGAAGAAACAGGCACCAAGACAAAGAAGAGAUCACUCUGAGCAAUGGGGACAAGAUCGGGUACCAUCGGAGUUAAAUGAAAGGGCCGCAUAUUGUGCACGUCAAGGAAUGCUGGCAAGGCAAACGAGACAGACUACUACACAAACGCAACUGUCUGAGUUAAGAGCAGAGAUAGCGCCACUCAGAUCCAACAACGUCGCUGCGGCUGUUGCAACUGAAGGAUCAUCUACACAGAUAGUGCGAGUGACAAUUGGGAAUCGAUUGAAUCAUUCAUUGAUAAACCCAAACCAAACACAAAGUUUUGGAAUUCCCCUAUGGGAUAGCCCCUUUGACGAAAUGAGACACGUCGGUAUUGAAUCCAAAAUAUUAUUCAAGUUACUAUUCGAUUCUAGAACGCCAACCGAACAAGAACUCGCAACCUGCCUUCAGGUUGAUAUGACCAGCAAAUUACCGUGGAACCCAGGCACUGUCCAACUUGGAAAGGUCUCAGUGGCUCACAAAGAUCCUGAAGAUCACGUAGACGACCCAAGAUCCAAUGAAGCAGAACUGAGACUGUUGGAUCCAAUCAUGCAAGGAAUGAAGAAAUGGUGCAAGCGGCAAUAG